Molecule: messenger RNA, 1852 nt
Organism: Spodoptera exigua (beet armyworm)
Lineage: Eukaryota; Metazoa; Arthropoda; Insecta; Lepidoptera; Noctuidae
Source: the annotation of a GenBank genome assembly
AAACAUCGAUUAUUAUUAAAUACUAAAGGAAUUAAUAGAUAUAUAUUUUGAUUGAUUCCAAUAUAAUUUUUAAAACAAUGAACGCUGCUACCGCCUUUAAAACAGUGGAAAUUUUGCAAAAUGCAUUCAGAAUAGUCGCGUUUUUGCAUCUCUCCGACUACUUAUGGCCGCACCAAGCUGUUGUUCGUGAUGGAGCUAGUUACGACUUCAUAGUAGUCGGCGGUGGAACAGCAGGAAGUGUCAUUGCCAAUAGACUAUCAGAAGUCGAACACAUCAAUGUUCUGCUAAUUGAAGCUGGUGGCAAUCCACCCUUUGAAUCAGAUCUACCUGCUAUUCCUAUUACAAUGCAAAAAUCUCGCUACGAUUGGAACUAUACGGCAGAGCUCGAGGGAUUUGAAGAUUCUUGUCGGCUCAAACUUUCGUAUGAAAUAAUUUUAGGAAAAAUGCUUGGAGGUAGCAGUUCUUUGAAUUACAUGAGUUAUAAUAGAGGGCAUCCCAGUGAUUACGAUUCAUGGGCCGAAGCAGCCAAUGAUGCCACCUGGAAAUGGGAAAAUGUUUCACCAUAUUUUAUAAAAUCGAUCAAACUGAAUGAUGCACAAAUUCUUCAGUCAGUUGACAAGAAAUAUUAUGGAACUGAUGGAUUACUCCAAAUAACUAAAGACCACCGGGAAGGAAUAGAUACAUAUUUAGACGCCUACCGGGAACUUGGACAUGACAUAUUGCUUGACUUCAAUGAAAACAAUGUUUUAGGAUUUUCGUCGCAGAUGUUAACGAUAGGUGGUAGAUCUCGCCAAAGUUCUGCAUAUGCAUUUUUAUCUCCAAUCAAAACCCGACAUAACCUUCAUGUACUGAAAAAUACUUUAGUUACUAAAGUCUUGUUUGACGAUAACAAAAAAGCUGUGGGCGUAGAAGUCCUUACUGAGGAUCGUAAAACGAUGACAUUGAAAGCUAAAAAAGAAGUUAUUGUGUCUGCUGGAGUAAUAAAUACACCUAAACUGCUAAUGUUAUCUGGUGUGGGGCCAGAAGACCAUUUAAGGCGGAAAAAUAUAGAAGUGGUUUCAAAUUUACCUGUAGGUGAAAAUCUACAGGAGCAUCUCAGUACCAUUAUAGUUCACAAUAUGGAAAACGUUACUGAUCCACCAGAACCCAGCCCUUACCAAUUACCUGGAUUCUCAAUCACUGGUUUUGUUUCACUGAACCAAUCUUCGAAAAUUCCUGAUUACCAGCAAGUAACGUAUGUAACUACACCAGAAGUUAUAAUAUACUACUGCACUUUUGCAUUUCAAUUCAGCGAUGAAGUUUGCAAUAACAUUUUUAAACAAAACGUGAAAAGACUUCAAGUGUUCAGUGAAAUAAUAAAUAUAAACCCAAAGUCACGAGGAAAAGUACUUCUGAAAACUAUUAAUCCUGAAGAUCCUCCAGUUAUUACCACUGGAUUUUUUUCAAAUAAAGAUGAUAUUGAUGUUCUUAUAGACAGUAUACUCGACUAUCUACGUGUGAUAAAUACAACUUACUUUGUGGACGUCGGUUCAGAGUUAGCAGAACCGGCUCCUAGGUGUAAUAAAUUUGGGAAAGAUACUAGAGAGUUCUGGCAUUGUUACGUUACAUGUGUUUCUGUUGGGUUAAACCAGAUAACCAGUACAUGCCCUAUGGGCACUGUUGUUGAUGGAAGAUUACGAGUUCAUGGCGUAAAAGAUCUGCGUAUAGCUGAUGCUAGUGUGAUGCCGACUAUCACUAGGGGAAAUCCAAUGGCGGCAAUCAUAAUGAUUGCAGAAAAAGCAUCCGAUAUGAUAAAACAGGAUCAUAAUUUGAUUUAAUAUUUUUUGUGAUUGCUGGUAAAUUGUGGCAUUUU